Messenger RNA from Leishmania mexicana MHOM/GT/2001/U1103, 288 nucleotides. RefSeq lists its product as hypothetical. Bases 1 to 288 code for a protein of 95 amino acids. The transcript has a single exon. NCBI's taxonomy places the organism in Eukaryota, Euglenozoa, Kinetoplastea, Trypanosomatida, Trypanosomatidae. The record is from RefSeq and is a predicted model, not a curated record.
AUGUGUGCGUACCAACUCCUCUUGCCACAAGUCCUCGUCCGAUUAUCUAUAGCCACUCUCUCUGUUUUCAGCUCUCUACUUUCAAAUAACUUAUCACACACAUUUGUUUUGUGUGUUAUACCGAAGAUGCCGCCGAAGCAGUACGACGAUAACAGCGACAGCGUCCCUCCGCACGACAGGGCGGAAGCGCUGGCGAUGGAGUACGAGACUUCGCACCACGAGCGUCCUGGCACAAAGAAGCACAACGAGACGCCCAGCCACCAGGGCAAGCCGAAGUCUGUGCGGUGA